AUGCCCUUACAAAGCUCCGAUGGGAAGUACAAUGUAAGUUGACAAAAUGGGCUGUGUUUUAUUGAAAUCUAAAACAAUUUUAGUUUCGCUGCUCUAAACGGCAUCGAACGGGAGCAAGAAAGUUAUCAAUUUUUGAAGGAACCAGAAUGCCCAUAAAAAAACUAAUCAAAAUACUUUGGUUAAUUUGCAAGGGGUAAGUAAAUUUAGAACAUAGAAAACGAUGUUUUGUCAAAACGAUCAAAUACUAUUAAUUUUGUCUAAUUAUGUUAUUUCAAGCCUUCACGACAAGCAAAUAAUGAGAGAAUCGAAAUCAAAAGCGGAAACAAUCAUAAAAAUCCGAAGAUUAAUAAAAUUCUUCAAAUUUCCGUAAGUCGUUUUUUUUGGAUCGGGAGUUUUUGUUAACCAAAUUAAUCAGCUCAAAAAAAUAUAGAAACAUUACUAAUAACACGUUCGAAUGAUGAAUAUUUCAGGCAAUUUGUGUCAUCAAAAAGCGCGUUCAACCUUUUGAUGGAUGCCAUCAUAACGAAACAUGAAGAAAUGAAAGAUGAAUAA
Molecule: messenger RNA, 552 nt
Organism: Caenorhabditis angaria
Lineage: Eukaryota; Metazoa; Nematoda; Chromadorea; Rhabditida; Rhabditidae
Source: the annotation of a GenBank genome assembly